AUGGCACAGCCAACAGCAGCUCAACCACCCAAGCUUGUGCUGGAGGACUUCAUCUCCGGAGCGCUUGCGCACACUCCAGCGGAGCUGCAUCCGUUCUUUGAGUCGUUCAAGACUCUGUACACACGGAAACUAUGGCAUCAGCUUACACUGAAGCUCUUCGAAUUCUUCGACCAUCCGUCAUCGGGACCUUUCCGACAGCGAGUGUUUGAGUUGUUUGUAAGGGAUUUCGAGUCGAAACUGAACCAGCUACGGUUGGCGGAGAUGGCUGUUAAAGUAGCGGGUGUGAUCGACGCGCCCCAGAACUUCCUCACUGCGCUCCUCUCGCGGAUCGACAAGGAGACAGCACCUGAAGCGCACGUCAUCUUGCUCACCGCGAUCGCAAAAGCGAAGCUACUGUUUGGGGACCAGCAGGGAACGAAGACGGACAUCGACGCGGCGCAGAAAAUUCUAGACAGCCUAGAUAGCGUGGAGAAUAGCGUGAACGCGGCGUACUACCGUGUCGCGGCGGAUUAUUUCAAGGAUGUCGUCGAUUAUCAGAUGAAGGGUGACUUUGCGUCGUAUUACAAGAACUCACUGCUUUACCUUGCGUGUGUCGAUAUUGAGAAGGAUAUGUCGCCUCAGGAACGAUUGGAGAGAGCGCAUGACCUUAGCUUGUCGGCGCUGCUUGCAGAUACCAUUUAUAACUUUGGUGAACUGCUUCAACACCCAAUUUUGGAUUCAUUAGACGGCACAAAUCACGCGUGGUUGAAGAAACUUUUGUUCACCUUCAAUGAGGGCAGCAUUGGGAAAUACGAGGCCCUUGUUCCACUUUUCGCGAGCAAGCCACCCCUGGCGCAGAACAUCGCGUUCCUACAACAAAAGAUCUGCCUGAUGGCGUUGAUCGAAUCUGCUUUCAGACGACAGGGAAAUAACAGAACAAUGUCAUUCAAGACAAUUGCUGAGGAGACACAUUUGCCGAUUGAGGACGUUGAAUUUUUGGUUAUGAGAGCAUUGAGUUUGAAACUUAUCAAAGGUUCCAUCGACGAGGUUGAUCAGAAAGUACUCAUCACUUGGGUACAGCCGCGGGUGCUGUCCCGGGAACAGAUUGCUGGUUUGUCGAAUAGGAUCGGAGAGUGGGUUGACAAGUUGAACAAAGUCGCAACCAGACUUGCGUCUGAGGUGCCGCAGACGGCUUAG
Psilocybe cubensis is the source of this 1176-nucleotide messenger RNA. RefSeq lists its product as uncharacterized. The record is from RefSeq and is a predicted model, not a curated record. The transcript has 7 exons. Gene Ontology annotation, biological process: ubiquitin-dependent protein catabolic process. Gene Ontology annotation, molecular function: structural molecule activity. Lineage: Eukaryota; Fungi; Basidiomycota; Agaricomycetes; Agaricales; Agrocybaceae. Bases 1 to 1176 code for a protein of 391 amino acids. Gene Ontology annotation, cellular component: nucleus; proteasome regulatory particle, lid subcomplex; cytosol.